Messenger RNA from Chrysemys picta bellii (western painted turtle), 1705 nucleotides. NCBI's taxonomy places the organism in Eukaryota, Metazoa, Chordata, Testudines, Emydidae. The record is from RefSeq and is a predicted model, not a curated record.
CACUGAUUCCUCUCCCUGUUUGCUCCAGAGCCCCUGCCGGCCCCUGUGCUCUCUCUGAGCCCUCAGCACCCUGUGUAUGUGCGGGGAGAGCGGGUGACCCUGAAGUGUUCGGCUCCCAGGGGCCAGGAGGUGGCUGGAUACAGGUUCUACAAGAGACACCGAAGCCAGGCCCCCGAGGAGCUGCCUGCUGGGGCCAUGGGGCCCUUGGAGAUGCUCACAGUGGAGCUGGGAGAUCCCAGUGAAUACAGCUGUGCCUAUUGGGUCCUGCGAGCCGGCCGGGAGAUCCCCUCCUGGGAGAGGCCCCCCGUGCCCAUCGCUGUGAUCGAUCCCCCUCCCCAGCCAGUACUGAGUGUGGAUCCCCCGUCCGGAGUGGUGAGUGAAGGGCUCCCCCUGCUCAUCACCUGCAUGGCCCCUGGGGACACCAGAGAGAAGAGGUUUCACUUCUACAAGGACGGAGCUGAGAUCGUCCCUGGGGACACAGGGUCUGAGAUCAGCACCACAGAGCCCAGCACCAGCUCUAUGACAGUCUCUGUGCUCAGCAUCCUGCAAGCUGGUCCCAGCAACACCGGGCAAUUCAGAUGCGGGUACGAGGCGAACAUGGGCAGGAGAUGGAUCCCAUCCCCCAAGAGCCAGGCUGUGAACAUCACCGUGACAGCCUGGUCUCUGCCCAUCCCCCUGGUGGCUGGGUGCGGUGGGGCUGCCACGGCUCUGGCUCUGCUGCUGCUGCUGCUCAUCCCCCUCUGCAGGAAGAAGACGGCAGCUAGCCGCCGGCUCUCCAUGUCCUACUGGAAGAGAGGGGAACUGCACCGGUCACGGAUAAUGAGAAGGUCGGCCGAGAUCUCCGGGAUAAAUAUAUGUGGUGUCGUGGCAGAGACACAGCCCGUGUAUGUCAACAUACCCUUCAGGGCUGGCACAGCUCUGCAGCAAUGGAGCCAUGAUGGGCAGGUCCAGCCGGUGACCCACAGCCAGCCGGCGCGGCCCAACAACCCUGGAGAGAAGUCCGUAGUGGGUCAAAAUCCUCAGGAAAGGGACAAGAGAGAAGAGGAUGCAGAUGCCAGGGUGAGCAAUAUCGUCUAUUCUACAUUGACUCCCCCUAGCGCCGUGGCCCAACGGAGAGGAGGAAAGUACGUCUCGGAGGAUGUGGUGUACAGCGAAAUCCCCUACUGAUCACAGCCUCUGCCACCACCCUGUCCCCAUCACACCCCACGCUGAAAACACCUCGCAUAAUGCCCCAUCCCCCAAACCUUCCCUUCCCUGCAAACCCCUCUAAUGGCCACAAACUUCUUCCUGGUGUACUUUGAAUGUAAGAAAGUGUGGGGCUUGCAGACAGGACUCCUCGGUCCUAUCCCAGCUAUGGGAGGGGAGUGGGGCUAGUGGUUAGAGCAGGGGGUGGGGCUGCGAGCCAGGCUCUGCGAAGGGAGUAGGUUAGAACAGGGAGAGCAGUAAUUCCUAACACUUGGGUUAUUUUCAGCAUACGGGUUAAAGGAGGGAGUUUGAAUUUUAAUCUGUCAAAGACAAGUGUUUGCAGAACUAUGUGAAAUAGUCCAGAGGGGCCCCUACCCCUGCAUCUGUUCCAAUGCACAUUGCGCCCUUUUGUUGUGGGAAACCUUCUCUUACGAUGGGAUCCCCUGGAUAUUAUUACUCUUGUUCCUUCGCCGUGGAGUUCUGGGUCUGUGUUUUCAAAAAUCCUUUAAACAAAAUGUAA